AUGGAAGUUAUCAUGCACCAAAGGCGCAAACUCACACGGACAACAUCCCUCAAACGGGAUACGACAGAUGCUCAUGCCACAGACGUCGCCUUCGUCGCCAUUGUUAUCGGUUCCAGUGUUCCAGUGUUAGCGACGCUCCAGUGUUGGGUGAUUGAGGAGAUGAUUUGGGGUUAUUUGGUAUUGUGUACACGUCAAUUGGGUAAUUAUGUUGCGUUCUCGAUAUGCCUGAGAUUUACGUUCAUGAAGACAUUACACUGCACACCUACGGCAUAUCGACAUGUACGAACCGUCCUUAUCCUCGGAAAUGUCAGGAAGGGCACCAUUAUCUCGCUUGUGUCUCUGGCCAAUCGGGAUGUUCACCGACUCUUGGACCAGGUAUCCAUGUCUGACGCGUUCGUGAUUCACAUUACCGGCCCCACGUACCCCGCAGACUGGUGA
Messenger RNA from Suillus paluster, 438 nucleotides. RefSeq lists its product as uncharacterized. The record is from RefSeq and is a predicted model, not a curated record. The transcript is spliced from 5 exons. Bases 1 to 438 code for a protein of 145 amino acids. Lineage: Eukaryota; Fungi; Basidiomycota; Agaricomycetes; Boletales; Suillaceae.